Molecule: messenger RNA, 1299 nt
Organism: Cercospora beticola
Lineage: Eukaryota; Fungi; Ascomycota; Dothideomycetes; Mycosphaerellales; Mycosphaerellaceae
Product: putative cystathionine beta-lyase
Biological process (GO): transsulfuration
Cellular component (GO): cytoplasm
Molecular function (GO): carbon-sulfur lyase activity; pyridoxal phosphate binding
Source: RefSeq, a predicted model, not a curated record
AUGGCAGAACCCACUAAUGGUCAACCCAACCAGCCACCACGGCGCAUCCCCCAACCGGGAGACUACGAGAACCUCAGUCUCGCAACCAAAGGCAUCCACGCCGACGACCCCAUCAACUACAACAUCGAUGUCGCUCCUCCCCUCCACGUCUCCACCACCUACCGCUACAAUUCCGACCCCACAAAACUGACCCCCGUCAGCGACCUCGACCUCGUCAACCUCCACCCUCCCGGUGGCCCCAUGCUCGGUGAUGGCCACAUCUACUCCCGCCUCACAGCACCCAAUACCUCCCGCCUCGAACUCAUGCUCACCAGCAUCAUCGGCCAACCUGUCAUCACCUACUCCUCCGGCCUCUCAGCUUUCCACGCCUUACUCACAUACCUCCACCCCAAAGUCGUAGCAAUCGGCGACGGCUACCAUGGUUGUCAUGGUGUGCUUGGAAUCUACCAAAAACUCACCGGAUGCAAAAUCGUCAAUUUAUUCGAUGAGAAGAGCUGGGAUGAUGCCGGUUUGGGAAAAGGAGAUGUCAUACAUCUGGAAACUCCAGUGAAUCCUACGGGAAUCGCAUUCAAUAUUGAAGCUUUUUCACAAGCGGCGAAGAAGAGAGGUGCAGUUUUGACGAUUGAUGCUACUUUUGCUCCUCCGCCUCUACUCGAUCCGUUCAAGUUCGGAGCGGAUUAUGUGAUGCAUUCGGGGACGAAGUAUUUUGGCGGACAUUCUGAUAUGUUGUGUGGGGUUAUUGCGAUUGGACGAGAAAGAGAUGGGUGGGAGAAGGAUUAUUGGGGGAUGUAUGGGGAGAGGAUAUUUUUGGGAAGUGUGAUGGGAUCUUUGGAGGGAUGGUUGGGUGUGAGGUCUCUUAGGACUUUGGAGUUGAGGGUGUUGAGACAGAGUUCUAAUGCGGAGAAACUCGCGGGGUUUUUGAAUGGGGCUGUUCAAGGGACGGAGACUGGUGCAGGAACGGAGGUGAUUAAGAAGAUUGUGGAUAAGGUCGAACAUGCGAGUUUGCAGAAGAGUGAUAUGGAGUGGUUGAAGAGGCAGAUGCCGAAUGGGUUUGGGCCUGUGUUUUCGAUUUGGUUGAAGAGUGAGAAGGCUGCGAGGUAUUUGCCUAGUAAAUUGAGGUUGUUCCAUCAUGCGACUAGUUUGGGUGGUGUGGAGAGUUUGAUUGAGUGGAGGAAGAUGAGUGAUCCCGGGGUCGAGGGGACUUUGUUGAGGGUUAGUGUGGGUGUGGAGAAUUGGGAGGAUUUGAGGGAGGAUUUUGUGAGAGGGUUUCAGGAGUUGGAUGGGGAGAAUCUGGGAUAG